Molecule: messenger RNA, 1283 nt
Organism: Lucilia sericata (common green bottle fly)
Lineage: Eukaryota; Metazoa; Arthropoda; Insecta; Diptera; Calliphoridae
Gene: VhaPPA1-1
Product: V-type proton ATPase 21 kDa proteolipid subunit
Biological process (GO): proton transmembrane transport
Cellular component (GO): proton-transporting V-type ATPase, V0 domain
Molecular function (GO): proton-transporting ATPase activity, rotational mechanism
Source: RefSeq, a predicted model, not a curated record
AUUUUCUUCGAAAAACUUUUACACACACACGAACUGAGCUGAAACAAUGGCCACCCAAUUACGUACCGUUGUUGGAAAAACGUUCGGUUGGCUCUUUGUUGCCGUAAGCACCGUACUCAUCUUCUAUCAUGUCUUCACAGGAAAGGGUGAACGAGUGAGGCGUUGGUGGUUCCUCUCGGCUUCUUCGCCUUACAUGUGGGCAUGUCUGGGUAUCGGUUUGGCCGUGGCCUUGUCCGUCGUAGGUGCUGCCCUCGGUAUUCACACUACUGGAACCAGUAUUGUGGGUGGUGGUGUUAAGGCUCCCCGUAUCAAGACUAAGAACUUGAUUUCUGUUAUUUUCUGCGAAGCCGUCGCCAUUUAUGGUCUUAUCACUGCUAUCGUCCUCUCCGGUUUGUUGAGAGUCUUUCAAAAUGGAGACAGCACUUCUAGUCAAACCGUGAUGAAUAAUAAUUGGACCGCCGGUUAUGUUAUGUUCGGUGCUGGUUUAGCUGUUGGUUUAGUCAACUUGUUCUGCGGUAUUGCGGUUGGUGUAGUGGGCUCUGGUGCUGCUUUAGCUGAUGCUGCCAAUUCUGCCUUAUUUGUGAAAAUUCUUAUUGUUGAGAUUUUCGGAUCAGCCAUUGGUCUCUUCGGCUUGAUCGUGGGCAUCUAUAUGACCUCUAAAGUCAAAAUGGGUGACAAGGAGUAAAUGCUCCCAUCUUAUAAUUAUUAGCCGUAAGCGAAAAUCACGAUUUUUGCAAUAUUAGACAAGAUCACAAAUUCUUUAACCAUUCCAUCUAAUAAGAAUUACAUUGGAAAUACCAAAUAAAGUAAAUGAUAAAUAUACUUAAUAACGAAAACUAUUCUCGUAACAGUGAAAUAUCUUCAGAUACAGAUGAGUGUGUGUAUGGGUACACGGAAAUAGAUCCGUAGAGAAAUUCUCUUUGCUACAAAUGAAAUGAAAAUAAUCACAUUAUUGGCCUAAUUUAUAUCGUUCUUUUUAUAACUCCUAUUUGUUAAAUCUUUUGUAAAACUAGGAUUGCAAAAAAUCAGCAUCAAUAUGCAGCCCCAGUUUUCUAUAAGAUUUGAAUGCCAGCACUUAACAUAUAACUAUCUAAUUGUAAUUUGUUUUUUUUUAGUUAAUCUUCCUUUUUGGAUUACAUUGUUAACCUUUGUGUAUUAUUUUUAAAAGUUUAUAUUACUAUACAUAUUACAAAUAUAAAAAUGAUUUAUUAUAUUGAUUGUAUGCUAUUGUAUAAAAAGUAUUCGAUAUAUAAAUAAAAAUGUUCUUUUCUUUCAGGGAAAAA